Messenger RNA from Grus americana (Whooping crane), 7162 nucleotides. It is a transcript of the gene TBC1D9B, whose product is annotated as TBC1 domain family member 9B. Lineage: Eukaryota; Metazoa; Chordata; Aves; Gruiformes; Gruidae. The record is from RefSeq and is a predicted model, not a curated record. Gene Ontology annotation, molecular function: calcium ion binding. Bases 1743 to 5384 code for a protein of 1213 amino acids. The transcript is spliced from 21 exons.
GACUCUUGUCAGGGGCUGUUACUCUGUUGUCUGUUCAGUUCAGAUGAUCCGUUGUCCCACGUAAGAGUAUUUUGUGACUGCUCGGGAAACUUUCUAGAGCUUCUGGUGGGGUAGUGGAAUAUGCCAGAAAUGGCAAAACUUCUCAGUGUUGUUUAAACUGUAGUGUAGGAACUUAAGGCUCUCUAAAAACUUCUGUUUCUGCAGAUGUUAUGAAUUUUCUUUCUUCCAAGAUUUGCAAGGUCAUAUUAAGAUUGUUCAGAGAAUAAGUGUUGUGCCAAAACCUGUUUACCAGGAACACGUAAAAAAAAAAAAAAUCUCUUUACUGUCUUGAUCCAAUUUAUUUUUUUCUGCUAUUUCUGGCUUGUAAUAGAUAUAUAUAGAUAUACUAUCUCUGUAAAAUAUAUUACAAUUAUAUCUUUUUAAAACAUCAAGAAUCCUUCACCUCUUUUACUUGAGAAAUGUAACUGCUGUAUUAGAAUAUCAUGGUACAACCUUCUAAUAUCUGGUGGUGAACUUUGAUUAAGGCUUUAGGUCCUACUGGUUGCUAAAGAGAAAAUAUCUUCAGACAUAUUUGUUAGACUGAUUUUGUUUACAGUAAGAAUCUUCACUUCUCACUUUGUGGUUGAGAUGUAAAAUCCGAGCAUGAAGUAACCAUUUGCUAAGCCCACAGACAUUGACGUAAUUUUCCCUGUUCCCAUCUUCUCCCCAGGCAGCCGACACAAUAUUCUCCCUUGCAGAGCUACUUAAAUUUUGCAGAAGAGAGGUUUAGAAGUUGCUGUGUUUCACAGAAACUCAGUUUCCCUUUUGAGAAGGCAGAGAGGAAGAAAGAAAACAAAAUGGCAGGCCAGAAACUCUGUAGUAAAAAGCAGAAUAUUUAGUGGCCGCAUAUGAUGCAAAUCUGAAAUUUUAUAGUAUCUUGACACUCGAUGAGUGUGUUCUUUUUGUACAAUUGCAGGAGUCUUUAGUUGAUAUCCUCUAUAUCUCAGUUACUUUUAAGUAAUGCAGCAUGGUAAAAUGAGAUGGGCUAUGUAACAACUGAAUGGAGUUUGGUAAAUUAUUAUGCUGGAGUAAAUACAUUGUCGUCAUCCAAAGUAUUUUUUUAAUCAUAUCUGGUUCUCAUUUUACCAUUGAAGUAAGAACACUGGCAUUCACUUAAAUUAUAAAAUGUGUAUGGCUCUCUAGUUGAACAAUGCGUAUUAUUUUACACUAGUAAAUACUAGUGGGCAGCAUUCUGGUCACAUAUCCAGCUUUGGCCUUUCAGCGCUUUCUUCUUACAGCUCUCUUUGUAGGAAUUGCAGAAUUUUACUCCUUCAUGUAUGCCAUUCUAAUGUUGUUCUUACAAAGAUGUCAGUUAUUGAGGCCUGGCUUGUUUUAGCCAUUUGUCUGCUGUCAUUUGGUGAGAGAUGCAGCUCAUGAAAGAAAACAGAACGCAAACUUUAUUCCCAGGCCAUUGUUGCUGGACCUGUGUAUCCUAUAAUUGAUAAUUCUGUGCCCUUAAAAUAAGCCAUUUCAUAUUACUCAAAAUAAUUUAUGCUUUAAAAACAGGGUCAAAUGGCUAGGAUAGAUGUCAAGUGAACUUACAUACAGAGGCUAAAGAAAAAAUAUUUUUCUUUAAUCCUAAUCCCCCCUAAUCUAUGGGGCUGUACACACAAACUCAAAUUCAUAGCCCUGCAUUCCUUUGAGACAAGACAGCUUUACUUGCUUCUAGUUUUUGGUUUCAGGUCCUGGAGUUAUUUUUGCUUAUGAAACCACAGAUUAGCUUGUGUUGGGUUUUGUGGUUAGGUGUCCAACUACAAAUACAUGAAGACUAUUUCAUUGCUGAAGCUGCCUCUAAAAAAAGAAACUCAGGAUCAUCUCGUAAAGAGAUCACAAAGCAUUGGGAAUGGCUGGAGAAUAACUUACUGCAGACUCUAUCCAUCUUUGAUAAUGAAGAAGAUAUCACCACCUUUGUCAAGGGCAAGAUACAUGGAAUUAUUGCUGAAGAGAACAAGAAUGAGCAGCCCCAGAGUGAAGAGGAUCCAGGUAAAUUCAAAGAGGCUGAACUGAAGAUGCGGAAGCAGUUUGGGAUGCCCGAGGUGGAGAAGUUGGUCAAUUACUAUUCCUGCAGCUAUUGGAAGGGGCGUGUACCCAGGCAGGGCUGGCUGUACCUCACCGUCAAUCACCUCUGUUUCUACUCCUUCCUGCUGGGCAAAGAGGUUACGCUGGUGAUCCAGUGGGUGGACAUAACCCAGCUGGAAAAAAAUGCUACACUGCUGUUCCCUGAGUGCAUUAAAGUAAGCACAAGGGACAAUGAACUUUAUUUUUCCAUGUUUCUCAACAUCAACGAGACAUUCAAGCUGAUGGAGCAGUUGGCUAACAUUGCUAUGCGACAGCUGUUGGAUAAUGAGAGCUUCCUACAGGACAAGUCCCUCCCAAAGCCCAGGAAGCCUCUUAAGAACAUCUCUGCAUUAAAAAGAGACCUGGAUGCUCGAGCCAAAAACGAAUGCUACCGUGCCACCUUCCGGUUGCCCAAGGAUGAAUGCCUGGAUGGACAUACAGACUGUACCUUGUGGACACCAUUCAACAAGAUGCAUAUUCCUGGCCAGAUGUUUGUUUCCAACAAUUAUAUCUGUUUUGCCAGCAAGGCAGAGGAGGCCUGUCAUCUCAUCAUUCCUCUCAGGGAGGUGACAAUAGUUGAGAAAGCAGAUAGUUCCAGUGUCUUGCCCAGCCCUCUGUCCAUCAGCACUAAAAGUAAAAUGACCUUCUUCUUUGCCAAUCUGAAAGACCGAGAUUUCUUGGUACAGAGAAUCUCUGACUUCUUGCAGAGAACGCCAUCCAAGAAACCAUGCGGCAGCGACAGGGAAUGGAAGUGGAAUUUGGCCGAUCCUGGUUGCGAGGAGGUUCCAGAGUUGCCUUCCAGCAGCCCUCUUGCGGUUAGCCCCACAUCUUCUCUGAGCAAUCGACCUGUCAACUUCUCUGCCGGGGAAGUGCCAACAGCCUCACAGGGACUACUCAAACUCUUCAGAAGAAAUUCCGAGGAGCUCUUGGGACCCAAAGGAGCAAAGGAGAAGAUGAAGGAAGAGUCUUGGAACAUUCAUUUCUUUGAAUAUGGGCGAGGAAUGUGUAUGUAUCGGACUGCCAAGACUAGGGAGCUGGUGCAAAAAGGAAUCCCAGAGAAUCUUCGUGGAGAGCUGUGGCUCCUUUUCUCAGGGGCUUGGAAUGAGAUGGUGACUCAUCCUGGUUACUAUGCAGAUCUUGUGGAGCAGUCAAUGGGAAAAUACAAUCUUGCUACAGAGGAAAUUGAGAGAGAUCUGCACCGUUCUAUGCCAGAACAUCCUGCCUUCCAGAAUGAACUGGGAAUUGCUGCCCUCCGGAGAGUCUUAACAGCUUAUGCAUUCAGAAAUCCAACAAUUGGGUACUGUCAGGCCAUGAACAUUGUUACAUCAGUACUGUUGCUAUACUGCAAUGAGGAAGAGGCUUUCUGGCUCCUAGUGGCUUUAUGUGAGCGGAUGUUGCCAGAUUACUACAACACAAGAGUGGUGGGUGCAUUGGUGGACCAAGGCAUCUUUGAAGAACUUACACGAGAGUAUCUUCCACAGCUGUCAGAAAAGAUGCAGGACCUGGGAGUGAUUUCCACCAUAUCCCUUUCCUGGUUUCUCACUCUUUUUCUCAGUGUCAUGCCCUUUGAGAGUGCCGUGGUCAUUGUUGACUGUUUUUUCUAUGAGGGAAUCAAGUUUAUCUUGCAGAUGUCAUUGGCCAUACUCGAUGCCAACGUGGAGAAGUUGUUACAGUGCUGUGAUGAAGGUGAAGCCAUGACUAUUCUGGGCAGAUAUUUGGACAAUGUAGUUAACAGACAGAGUGUCUCUCCCCCUAUUCCCCACUUGCAUGCCUUACUGACAAGUGGAGAUGACCCGCCACUUGAAAUCGACAUCUUUGAACUCAUCAGAACAUCCUACGAGAAAUUUAGCAAUCUGAAGGCAGAUGACAUUGAACAAAUGCGUUUUAAACAAAGGCUGAAAGUGAUCCAGUCUCUGGAGGAUACAGCCAAGAAGAGUGUGGUCCGAGCUGUGUCUAGUGACAUUGGUUUCUCUAUUGAAGAACUAGAAGAGCUGUAUGUAGUGUUCAAGGCAAAGUAUCUGAUGAGCUGUUACUGGGGAAAUAAUCGUGCUGCAGCUGCCCGCCGAGAUCAGAGUUUACCUUACCUGGAGCAGUAUCGCAUAGACAUGGAGCAGUUCAAAGAGCUGUUCAUCAGUUUGACCCCCUGGUCCUGUGGCGCACAUACACCUGUGCUAGCAGGGCGUUUGUUCCGGCUUCUGGAUGAGAACAGGGAUUCUCUCAUUAACUUCAAGGAGUUUGUGACAGGAAUGAGUGGGAUGUACCAUGGUGACCUCACGGAAAAACUCAAAGUACUUUACAAACUGCAUCUGCCUCCCGCUCUGAAUCCAGAGGAGACAGAGUCUGCUUUGGAGGCUACGAGUUACUUCACAGAGGAUGUUACAACAGAAGUAUCUCCUUUUGUCUCAGAGCUGGAUUUCUGCCUGCACUGUGAGUCUCAAGAAACCCCAGAAGAUAAAGGAGGGACAAAUGAGAACGGUCCAGAAAAAGAGGAGAAAGGUACCAGUCCACAGGACUAUAGAUACUACCUAAGAAUGUGGGCCAAGGAGAAAGAGUCCAAGAAAGAAACCAUUAAAGAUCUCCCCAAAAUGAGCCAGGAACAAUUCAUAGAGUUAUGCAAGACUCUUUACAACAUGUUCAGUGAGGACCCGGUGGAGCAAGAGCUGUACCAUGCAAUUGCUACUGUAGCCAGUCUCCUCCUGCGAAUUGGAGAGGUUGGAAAAAAAUUCUCCACUCGGCCCAUGAGGAAGUCUGAGGACUGCAAAGCAAACAAUACUCAAGAUCCCGUGAGUGAAGAGGAGUCACCAACAUCUGAACACAGUCAGAAUUCAGCAGUGGAGCAGCAACCCCAAACUGACCAUGAGGACAAAACCUGCGGAGAUGCUCAGCCUGAAAAAACACAGCAGGAGAACCAAACUCUAGGAGACGGGUCAGGGGAAGGACAAGGCUCUCCUUUACAGCUGCUAUCAGAUGAUGAAACCAAAGAUGAUAUGUCCAUGUCUUCCUACUCCAUGGUCAGCACAGGCUCCCUGCAGUGUGAAGACAUUGCAGAUGACACAGUCCUGGUUGGUUGUGAAGGCAGUAGUUCAGCUGCCAGGUAUGGUAGUACCAUCGAUACGGACUGGUCUAUCUCCUUUGAGCAGAUCUUGGCUUCCAUGCUGACGGAGACAGCCCUUGUAAACUACUUUGAAAAAAAGGUCAACAUUCUGCAAAAGAUCAAAGAUCAGAAGAAGGUAGAGAGGCAGUUCAGUUCAUCCAGCGACUAUGAACUUUCCUCUGUGUCAGGGUGAACUCCAGAAAGCAGGAAUUGUCUUUGGGAGAUGAAACAGGGAGAUAAUGUGGCAGAUGGCAGGAUGGUUUGGUAUUUUAUGUUUGGGGUUGUUUUGUUUUGUUUAAUCAGAGACCAGUAACUACACAAUUACAAUAGAUUCCAAUCGAUAAGGGACUUCCGACAGUGACUGUUUUGUGUAGGUGCUUCUUUGGCUACUCUGGCUGACAGAAUUAGAUUUACAUUUUCAAGAGCCAUUAGAACCUAAUAGCCCCUGACAUACAGAAUUACCACCAUAAAUUAUGCAUGUCUGCCUUUUGCUAUCUUUUACUUUAAUGAAGUUUUAUUUCAGACAGUAACUGCUCCUUGCCUGCCCUUGUUUGCUGUAGGUUCCUGGGUAACUCGUACAGCAGAUGCAGCCUGGCUUGAAACUGUGUUCACCUCUGGCUGCCACUCUGAGAGCUAACGCAGUGUAGUCCAGUGCUAUAGGACCCUGACCUAUAAAUAGUCUUGUAAGUUCUUCAGUGCUGUUCUGUGACUCAGCAGCUAUAAUGCAAAUGCGCCCCACUGCUCCCAGCACCCCAAGGUCUAAACACAGACAUUUCGCAGAUAUGUAGGUUUCUUUCAGAUGUGAUUUGGCAUUUUCAUAGUGUAUGAUCACUUUCUCCUUCAGCAUUUAGGAGUUUUCAGACAAACCCAGUUUUCUAGCAUUUGCUUUUCUAAUUCUUUGAAAGCCAUUGGUUUUAGUUUGUCUGGAAAGCCACAAGCUCCUUGACUUCAGUGCAGAAGUAACAUCAAGUCAAUCAACGGCCUCAUGGUGGUAAUGAUGAGGGAAUAUGUUCCUAAAUUAUAAAUUGGUGAAUCAGCCGUAGUGUUACAGAGCAGCAGCAUGCUGGUCUGCUGGACUUUCCCUGUUGGUAUAGAAAACAUUCGUUGUUUCUUGCUGAUUCUCCGUUUUCACUAGCUAGUGAUGGGUCCAAUUUUAGGACCCCCCUAAGAAUACUUUGAUCAGUCAGCCCUCACAAAUGUUGGGGCAGGAAGAUGUGCAGCAGUGUUGUGCCACCUGCAAGCUGCUCAGUGUGUCCUUUCCGAACAUCUCUUCUACAAAAAGUCUAGCAAUGGACAUGCUCUUAGAAACUACUACACAUCAAAGGGCACUUAUACCUAAAGAGGACGAAUUCAAAGCAGUGUGGCCCUCUGCCAUCAGCACAUUAUGGGAAACCUCAAUAGACUAGAUCUCUUUCCAGUUAGAGACAAAAUAACUGGGAGACUAAGUGACUGCUCUUUUAAAUCAAUUAAAACCAGAAGAAACAAAGAGUUAGCCUUCUGGUCGUAGGGCGUGUGCUCCAAGGAAGGAGAAUUAAUGCUGUUCCUACAGAUAAAUUCAUCUCAGUACGCAGGCAUCUGCCUUGCAGGGCCAGAGCGAGAGAUGCUGCUGCUCGGCGAGAGCAGACCCUGCACUGAAGGCAAGGUUUGCUGCAGCUUUUGGCUGGCGUUCGGAUGUAAAGGACGGGAAGGACACAAACGGCUGGAUGUUCCCAUGUAACACUACUUGGUGUGCUACUCAGUGUUAAUUCCUCUGUGUGACAUUCUCUGUAUGUAUUCACAGCUGGUACAUAUUUCUUAUUUCUCUGCCUCCUCUGUCCUGUAUCACUGGAGAGCAGCCAUUAGUAAAACUGCUUUUACUAAUUAUUCAGUAAUUUAUUGUAAUUUUUUAAAAGUACAAAUAAUACAUGUGAUUUUACACUGUCUGUCUUAUCUGUCAUGUACUCAAUAAAUGAACCAGAAUCCUACAGGCUA